This is a messenger RNA of Rotaria sp. Silwood1, 1392 nucleotides long. The record is from the annotation of a GenBank genome assembly. Lineage: Eukaryota; Metazoa; Rotifera; Eurotatoria; Philodinida; Philodinidae.
AUGGUGCGUAAUCCAGUUAUUCUUGGCUAUUUUACUGCUUGGUCAAUCUAUAGUCGUUCCUAUUUUGUAAGUGAUAUACCAGCUGAUAAACUUACUCAUAUAAACUAUGCAUUUGCUAAUAUUGGUCCUAACGGACAGAUUGCUCUUGGUGAUCCAUGGGCAGAUAUAGACAAGACAUUUAAUGGUGACACAUGGGAUCAAUCAUUACGUGGAAAUUUCAAUCAAUUAAUUAAAUUAAAAGAAAAAUAUCCACAUUUAUGUACACUUAUAUCUGUUGGUGGUUGGACAUGGUCAGGUAAAUUUUCGGAUAUAGCUGUUAGUGAUCAAAGUCGAUCAACAUUUGCUGCUUCAUGUGUCGAAUUUAUUAAGAAAUACAAUUUUGAUGGAGUCGAUUUAGACUGGGAAUAUCCUGUUUCUGGUGGUUUAUCAGGUAAUAUUCAUCGUCCAGAAGACAAACAAAAUUAUGUUCUUCUAUUAAAAGAACUUCGUAAGCAGUUAGAUGCAGUACCAAAUAAGAAAUAUUUAUUAACUGUAGCAACUGGAGCAGGUACUGAACCAAUUGCUAAUAUCGAUUUGUCUGGUAUGGCUAUGUAUCUUGAUUGGUUCAAUGUUAUGACUUAUGAUUUUCAUGGAAGUUGGGAAUUACAAACAGGUCAUAAUUCUCCAUUAUACAAAAAUGAUAAUGAAAGAACAAGUGAUAUUAAUCCAUCAUUUAUCAAAUCAAAAUAUAAUUGUCAUGCAGCAAUUCAAGCUUAUCUUGUAGCUGGAGUACCUUCUGAUAAAAUUCUUAUGGGUUUAUCUUUGUAUGGACGUGGUUGGCAAGGAGUAACAAAUCAAGAUUUUAAUGGAUUUUCACAAACAGCAUCGAAUCAAAUUCCAACUGGUACUUGGGAAAAUGGUAUUUUUGACUAUGAUCAUUUGAAAAGAACUUUUAUUCCAAACAAUAAACGUUAUUGGGAUGAUCAAUCAAAGGUACCAUUUCUCUACAAUUCAUCAACUGGUCUUUGGAUUAGUUAUGAUGAUGUUGAUUCAAUUAAUUUGAAGAAUGAUUAUAUAAAAAAAAAUCAAUUAGAUGGCGCCUUUUUCUGGGAAUUGAGUAGCGAUCGUCAAGCAGAAUUGAUCGGUGCAACAUUUAAUGCCUUAAAUAAUGGCAUUCAUCCACCAAUAAUAAAUAGUCCGUCAUCAAACAUUGGAACAACGACGAUAAAUAAAGUUCAAACAACGACUCAGUCAUCGAAUCAAGAUUCUUCUUCCGAAUGGCAACCAUCUAAAUCCUAUCUAGUAAAUGAUCAAGUAACAUAUCAUGGCAAAACAUAUCGAUGUCGACAAGCUCAUACGUCAUUGCCAGAUUGGUUGCCACCUGUUGUACAGGCACUCUGGUUGGAGAUUUAA